This is a messenger RNA of Aphanomyces astaci, 1092 nucleotides long. RefSeq lists its product as hypothetical. The record is from RefSeq and is a predicted model, not a curated record. NCBI's taxonomy places the organism in Eukaryota, Oomycota, Saprolegniomycetes, Saprolegniales, Verrucalvaceae. Bases 16 to 984 code for a protein of 322 amino acids. Gene Ontology annotation, molecular function: protein binding. The transcript has a single exon.
GCCAACGUAGCAGCGAUGGCGGCGGCAAAAGUACUCACCACAAUAGACCUCCUUGACAUGAUCUUGGUCUUCCAAGAUGGACUCGCGGCCGACUUGCUGCCCUUCCAUGCGUGGAACAUCAACCAUCCACGACUGCACCUCGUCGCGCCUUCAUUCGACAUCGCCGCGGCGGACCUCCGACAAUUAGACCGCCUGUUAGGGCCCUGGUACCGCGCGUACGGACUGCAUCGGUUGCACUCACAUCUUCUCGUUCGAUUCCCGCAUUGGGCGUCUGGAUGGAUCUGCCAACAUGCUGCAUGGAGCGGGAACCUUGCUGUGCUUCGUUCUCUGUCCCCGUGUGUGCUUGCUUCCACCAGCGACGUUUUGGACAUCGCGUCCGCCGCACGUCAACUGCAUGUUCUUGCCGCGCUGUCGCAUCUGUCUGUGAGUAGUCGCGCAUUUGACUGGGCCGCGGGACACGGAUACCUCGACAUGAUCCAGUGGUUGGCCGCCGCUCAUCCUUCUCCCGCGCUGUCCAUCAGUGCGAUUGUGUCGGCAUCGACCCUCGGACAUUUGCAUGUAGUGCAGUUUUUGCUUCCGUUCUACGCUGAGCCCACCCAGGACGCGAUGAAUGCCGCCGCGAUGCAUGGACACUUGAAUAUUGUGACAUUUUUACACACCAACGAAUGGCAUUGCAGCACGCUGGCAAUGGACAUGGCGGCCCACAAUGGACAUUUGAACAUUGUGCAAUUUCUACACGCCCAUCGCACCGAGGGCGCGACAACCCACGCGAUGGAUUACGCCGCGAAGAAUGGACAUUUGGAAGUUGUGAAGUUUCUGCAUCGCCACAGGUCCGAAGGGUGCACGACCAACGCAUUGAUGUCCGCAUGCCAGCGGCACCACGACGACGUGGUCCGAUUUUUAACUGCCAGAAACGCAAGAAACAACCAAUCCAAGGCCGACUCGAUACCAAACCAAUGUUUGCGAUGGAUUUUGUCCGUCUAAAUAGAGUGGUGCUGGUUGUAUUUAUGAUAGAUAACACGGCUCAGAGUUACGUAGCUAGCUGUACUGCACUGUUUGUACGGUAGUUGUAGUACAUGAACUUGCCAAUUG